AUGCCCGGCAUCGCCCGUAUCGCUCUUGCGGCCUCUGCACUCGCAGCCGCCGUCCAUGGCGCCGUGCCCGCCGCCCAGCACCCGCUCGGCAAGCCCAAGCCGCUCCUCGUCGACUCGCAGAAGUUGCAGGACCUCGUCAGCAUCGACAACCUCUCCAAGCGCGCCGACGAGCUAUACCAAAUUGCCAAACUCUCCGAGCCCGACUUCAAUCGCCCCACCCGCGUCAUUGGCAGCAAGGGUCACGAAGGCACGCUCAAGUACAUCAUCGACACCCUACACUCGCUCGGCAAAUACUACAACGUCUCGACGCAGACCUUCCCCAUCGUGACCAGCACCGUCUUCGAGUCGCAGCUUGUUGUCGGCGACUCUGUCUACACUGACGCCAAGCCCUUCAGCCGCACACCGGCGACCAAAGAUAGGGAGCCCGUCCACGGACCGCUGGUCCUCGUAGCCCAUAAUGGCUGCGAGGCGGGCGACUACCCUACCGCGGCCGCGGACGGUAUCGUGCUGGUGCAGCGCGGCGAGUGCGCCUUCGGACACAAGUCGGAGCUCGCUGGGCGUGCCGGCGCCAAGGCGGCCAUCAUCUACAACACCGAUGACGAGGACGUGAGCGGCACGCUCGGCGACCCCGAGCCGCAUCAGGUCGCCACGCUGGGCCUCACCCACACCCGCGGCGCGGCCCUCGCCGACCGGCUGCGCGACGGGGAGCGUAUCGACGCCAUCGCCUACGUCGACGCUGCCGUGGAGACCAUCCACACUCGCAACGUCGUGGCGCAGACAGUCGGCGGUGACCCGGAUAACUGCGUCGUGCUUGGCGGCCACAGCGACAGCGUCGACGCCGGCCCGGGCAUCAACGAUGACGGCUCCGGCUCGCUGGCGCUGCUCGAGGUCGCCGUGCAGCUGUCUGGCUUCGCGGUGCGCAACUGUGUGCGCUUCGCGUGGUGGUCCGCUGAGGAGGAGGGGCUCGUGGGCUCGACCUUUUACGCCACGUCGCUGUCGCCCGCCGAGAACCAAAAGGUGCGCGUCUUCGUGGACCUCGACAUGCUCGCCAGCCCCAACUACGCCUACCAGGUCUACAACGCCACCAACGCCGCCAACCCCGAGGGCUCUGAGCAGCUGCGCGACCUCGCCGUCGACUGGUACACCAGCCAGGGCCUCAACCACACCUUUAGUGAGUUUGACGGGCGCAGCGACUACGUGGGCUUCAUCGACAACGGGAUCCCCGCUGGCGGCUGGAGCACGGGCGCCGAGGGCAUCAAGACGGAGGCCGAGGUCGCGCUGUUUGGCGGCGUCGCAGGUGAGUGGUACGACAAGAACUACCACCAGAUUGGCGACGACGUGAGCAACCUGAACCUGGAGGCUUGGCAGGUCAACACCAAGCUAAUUGCGCACACUGUUGCCACAUAUGCCCGCUCCUUCGAGGGCUUCCCCAAGCGCAAGCAGGUUGCGUCGACGGCCGCCGAAAACGGCGCCGCCUCCAGAUUCAAGUACCGUGGACCGUUUGUUCUUGUCUAA
Messenger RNA from Cordyceps fumosorosea ARSEF 2679, 1515 nucleotides. Its product is annotated as aminopeptidase Y precursor. The transcript is spliced from 3 exons. Gene Ontology annotation, biological process: proteolysis. The coding region runs from base 1 to 1515 and encodes 504 amino acids. The record is from RefSeq and is a predicted model, not a curated record. Gene Ontology annotation, molecular function: metalloexopeptidase activity. NCBI's taxonomy places the organism in Eukaryota, Fungi, Ascomycota, Sordariomycetes, Hypocreales, Cordycipitaceae.